AUGUGCCGCACUUCGGUCCUUUCAGCCGACACGUUUGCCCGGUACAGCAGAGCGCGCGGCUUCAACUCACUUUACAUUGGUGUUGAGAACUGCACCCCGCAAGAGCUCUGCGACAGAUACUACGCGAUUCACGCUGCAGUCUACAAGUGGUUCAACAUCAGCUUCGACAUCUUUGGUCGCACCACAACACCGCUGCAAACGGAAAUCACCCAAGAUAUCUUCCUGAAGCUCAAGGACAAUGGUUUUCUCGAGGAACGCAUGACAACCCAGCUCUGCUGUGAGCAGCACCAUUCGUUUCUCGCUGAUCGCUUCGUCGAAGGCGAGUGUCCUGAUUGUGGCUAUGUCAAUGUUCGUGGAGACCAGUGCGACCUAUGCGGUAAACUUCUCGAGUCCCUGGAGCUUAUUCGCCCGCGCUGCAAGGUGGACGGUUCUGUACCAAUUACCAAAGAGACCAAGCAUAUCUUCUUGGAGCUGGAUAAGCUCCAGCCAGAGGUGGAGGCUUUCUUCCAGGAGUCAGCUGCUAAAGGCGCGUGGUCUAGCAAUGGAACAUCAAUCAUAGCAGCGUGGCUCAAGGAAGGACUACAGCCGCGAAGCAUUACGAGGGACCUCAAAUGGGGCACUCCGGUGCCCACGAGUUUGGAAGGCUAUGAAGAGAAGGUUAUCUACUCGUGCCAAUUACACCGACCAAUGGGAGAAGUGGUGGCGCAGCCGAGACGACGUGCAGCUCUACCAAUUCAUGGCAAAGACAACGUUGUCUACCACAGCAUCAUCUUUCCCGCCACCAAAAUCGGAACGCAUGAACCCUGGACAAAGCUCCAUCACCUCUUCACCAUCGAUUACCUCACCUACGAAGGCGGGAAAUUCUCCAAGUCUCGAGGAAUUGGCGUCUUUGGUGAUUCUGCCAGAGAAACCGAGGUGCCCUCAGACAUUUGGCGGUUUUAUCUCCUCUACUGUAGGCCCGAGAUUGGCGACAGCGAGUUCACCUGGGACGGCUUCAUCAGCGCCAACAACAAUCUCCUCCUCAAGAACCUAGGCAACUUUGUUAGCCGUGUCGUCAAGUUUAUCAACUCGCGUCAUUUCAACAAUGUGGUGCCUGACUGGACACAAUAUGGCGAGUCUUCCUUCGAUGCAUUCAAAGCAAAUAUCAACCAGCUACUGGCACAAUACAUCCAAGAGCUUGACAGGGUUAAGCUCCGUGCCGGACUGUUGACAGCGCUCCAGAUUUCUCAGCGUGGAAAUGGCUUCCUCCAGGCGAGUAAACUUGACAACAGUCUGUACGAGACCCAACCUGCCAAAUGCGCCGCCAUCAUCGGUCUUGCAAUCAACCUGGUCCACCUGUUGGCCUCUCUCAUUUCCCCUUACAUGCCCACCACAGCCGCGGCUAUCAACUCGCAGCUUCGUGCCAACGAACUGCCUAUUCUCGAGGAUUGA
Molecule: messenger RNA, 1431 nt
Organism: Podospora pseudopauciseta
Lineage: Eukaryota; Fungi; Ascomycota; Sordariomycetes; Sordariales; Podosporaceae
Exons: 3
Coding region: 1-1431 (476 amino acids)
Biological process (GO): methionyl-tRNA aminoacylation
Cellular component (GO): aminoacyl-tRNA synthetase multienzyme complex; cytosol
Molecular function (GO): ATP binding; methionine-tRNA ligase activity
Source: RefSeq, a predicted model, not a curated record